UCGCGUUCGGAGCAUCCAGGUGAUUUCAUGAACAUCUUCUACCAAUUUUCCACAAUCGAAUCCACUCGCUGCGUCGAUCAACGAUGGUGGUGCGAGGUGUGGGUGCUGUGGCCGCUGCUGCGGCGGCGGCGAUGAUGGCCGUGCUGGUGGUCAUGGCAUGCGUGCUGGACGUGCGAGAGCAUGCGGCUCUUGCGUGUGGCAUGACAACGCACAACGUGAUUGCCCAGCGCGCACGCCAGUGGUUCAAGGACACCAACGGCAUUGAUGCAGAGGACAUGAUUGCGCGCCACCUCGAUGCGCUCCAGGGUGGAAGCCCCUACCCCGAUUAUUUGUACACGUGCGGAACGGACCACAACGCUGGCGAGGACGCUCACUGGCCUCCUUUCCAGGCAGCUGCAGCCAAAUACAUCCACGACAAGUUCCCGCGCCCGUGGACCGCGGAGACGGAGAAGCUGGUGGUGUUUCUCCUGGGCGUGACCUCCCACUACAUUGCCGACAUCAACUGGCAUGGCCUGGCGCAGGUCCCGCACGGCCAGGGCUUCCUGCGCACGAUGGGCAUGCAGAACUACAACUGCACUGGUGACCUGUGCGAUAUUGCUCACACGGAGGGCGACACAGGCGGCGAGUUUGUGGCGGCAUACCAGCUCAACCUCACCUUUUUGCACGCCAACGACUGGUACGUUCCCGUGCAGGACCUCGUCAACAUCUACAAGUAUGCACCGGAGUUUGUCAACCGCACCGUCAACGCGUCCACCAUUGCCCGCUGCUCUGCGCUGUUCAAGGUCGCCACCAUCGCCAUCGAGGACGCCGGUGCCCUCGCAUAUCCGGUGGAGGUGCAGCCCGCACCGUUCCUGCCCGAGCAGUACAUGGACUUUACUGUUGGCGGGAUGGACGAUAACAGCGCAUGGACCGCGUUCAUGUGGAAUCGCAUGGUCAAGUGGGCCCUGCACGGCCCUCCCAACGGCUCCCUGCCACAACUCGCCACGCGCCCCGGUGAAUAUGGUGUUGCUGGUCGUGCUGAUACUGGCGCUCGUGCCGAUGGCGACGCAGACAAUGGCGUGCCGUCUUAUGAUGGCGUGUACGGUGCUGGGGGCGUUGUCGUGGACAGCGAGACGCGCCGCAAGGUGCGCCCGUCUGCAUCGUACGUUCGCCUCAUUCGCGCGUUUGAAGAUGUUGUUGACGAGCUGACCUCGGGGCCAGCCCCACCGCUGCAGCUUGUGCACACCUCGCGCGGCGUCCACGUGCGUCACCACCCGUCCCGCGUCACCGCAGCCCACCGCUCCCUGCUUCGCCAGCGGAUGCGCGCGUUUGUCAGGGGGCGGGCACGGCGUCGCGGUGUCUCCGAUCACAUUGUGCAGUGGUUUGACCGCGUGCUCGCCAGCGCCCCAAAGCAUGCGCCCAUCGACACCACAACGCUUCCGCACCCGACACACGCCACCGACGCUGCUUUCACGUCCCUUCCGUCGUCAUCUUCAUCCUCAUCAUCGUCAUCAUCAUCAACACCAACAUUGACCUCACCACCAGCGACCGUCCCGGCGGCUGCUGUGACCACGGCGACAGCGGCAGCGGAGCAGCAGCCCAACGCGUAUGUGGGCACAGCCAUGUGCACGGGCGACGUGAACAACGACGGCAUUGAGGAUGUGGUGGUCGGUGCGCCCGGUGUCGGUGACCACGGCCGCCCCCAGAUUGGCGCCGUGCUCGUGUACACACGCACGGGCAGCGGUGACCUGACGCUGCAGCACACCAUCAACGGCACGGACGGGUAUGCACGGUUUGGAUCGGCGUGCGCUAUUGGUGAUGUGAACGGUGAUGGAUUGGCUGACCUCGUGGUUGGCGCGCCGUCCGCCGAAGGGAAGGACCUGAAGCAAGUGGCCGGCAACUACACGGGCCGCGUGCACGUGUUCCUUGCGCGCGCUGCCAAGACGAUGCCGGCAGCCGAGCCGACAACGACCAUCGCCACCGCAACGCGCUGGGCCAGCCUCGGCCUGGCGGUGGCGGUCGUGCCUGCAUGCAACAGCAACGCCACCGACAGCAAUGCCACCGUGGCUGGCGGGCAGCUGCUUGUGGGCGCACCGUAUCACGGCGCUGACGACGGCGACACACUCCACCGCGGGGCAGUGGGUGUGUUCCGGCCCCGCUCCAGCUGGCCACGGCACCUGGACCUGGAGCAGGACGCAGACCUCCUUGUGCACGGCAACUCCCCUUACGCCUGGUUUGGUCGCUCCAUUGCCUGGGCGUGUGUUCCAAGCACAGCAACCGCCGACACCAGCAGCAGCAAGAGCAACAACAACAACAACAACAACAGCAGCAGCAGCAGCAACAGUGCGUGCCCGUUGUCGUCCUCGUCCUCGUCGUCAAUGGCUGCGGUUGCACUCAUUUCCAGCCCUGGUUACCACAACCCGGACAUUGGGUCUGUUGGCCAGCUCGUUGCCAUGGAUCUGGCCACAGGUGCUGUGCGCUUCACGCUGGCGGGUACAGACGACCGCGCAAAGUUUGGCUGGGCUGCAGCAAUUGUGUCCCCCAGUGGCCGUGGCAGUGGAGCUGGUUGCGGUGGUGCUGCUGGCAACGGCAAGACGCUGCUGCUCGUAUCUGCGUCGAGCGCGGGAAAGAAGCUGGUGACCCUGAAGAACGCAGACAAGGACAUGGCGGGUGCUGUGAUGACGUUUGACUUUGGCAGCCUUCAUGGCGAUCUCACCGUUGGCACGCGCACAGCCCCGCUGGCCACGCUGCACGGUGACGCCGACUUUGCUGGCCUGGGUUGGACGCUGCAGGCAGUGAACUCAACCCUUGCGCUCGUGGGUGCACCGUUCCACAGCCACGAGGCCGGUCGCGUGCUGGCUGUUGAUCCCGCCACGCUCGCUGUCACCACCACAUACACGGCGCACGCGGGCCAGAAACACAACUCGCGCUUUGGCGCGUCGCUUGCUGUUGUUGCUGAUGGACCUGCCGGUGCUGGGGUGGCCUUUGCCAGCGCCCCGAUCCACACCACCGAUGCUGCCGAGCGUGUGGGCACCAUUCACACACUGUUCUAAGCGCUUUUGCAGGCCCCUUUUGCUUUCUUUCUUGCUUGUGCCCCUGCCUUUGUCUCACCUACAUUUGCAGCCCUCAACUUGCUGCUGCUUUUUGGUUACUUGCUUUCCCCUUCUUGUUUUGAUCUGCUCCUUGUUGCUGGUCACCAACCCAUUUAUUUUUUUGUUUUAUGUGCAAGGUUGGCGUUCCCGUGGCGAUUGCUUUCUUCACACAGCUUUCCCACCUUGCUUGCUUGCAGGGCUCCUCUCUCUCUCUCUCCUUGCCGCUAAUGACGCACUCGUCUUGUCGUGACAGCAUACGCAUGCACACGACACACGCACACAAGACUGUAUUUGUUGCUUGCUUUGCUUGUUCCCGCUGCUUGUUCUUGUUGCCUACCCGCUGCUUCUUCCUCACCUUUUGCUUCUUGCUUGCUUCGUGUUGUGCGCCAAACAAACCGACGCACGUCACCCUUAACAAUGG
Salpingoeca rosetta is the source of this 3492-nucleotide messenger RNA. RefSeq lists its product as uncharacterized. Gene Ontology annotation, cellular component: integrin complex; extracellular matrix. The record is from RefSeq and is a predicted model, not a curated record. The coding region runs from base 84 to 3032 and encodes 982 amino acids. Gene Ontology annotation, biological process: cell adhesion. Gene Ontology annotation, molecular function: GPI anchor phospholipase D activity. Lineage: Eukaryota; Choanoflagellata; Craspedida; Salpingoecidae. The transcript is spliced from 4 exons.